CGGGGACCAAUUAUGUCGCGAAAAGGGGGACAAAAUAAAGGAAAAGAUGGCGGCGCCCUGUUGGCCCCACAUGGGGGAACUGUCAGCGAGAGAGCAGACAACGAAAUAGGUUUGAGAGAAAUCACACAGCAAGAAAACGAUCGACUUGUCGUGGUAGGAGCUGGUACCAGACAAAAUGGCGAUGGCGGUGGUAGCCCUGUUGUUGUCACAACAUCCGGUGAUGAUGACAGGCCGCUGGUUCUGCAGGCCCAGAUUGUUCAUGGGACGACCAGUUCACUCAUUAGUUUGGACACUAACGUUGUGGAGGCCAGCCCCGAAUGGCUGAAGAAAAAUCUUGAAAAUGUAGGAUUUCAAUUGAGCUCCGAUCAAGAUGAGUUGGACGGGCAUCUGUCGUCCAAGUCGAAGGGCAUCGGGGAUUUCUUUGUGGUUGCCGAUAGCGGCGAAGUAGAGGUGGAAGGGCUGGGUAGCGGAGUGGAGACUGGAGCUAGCUCAGUCAGUAUGGAAGAGGACGGGGGAUGUGUGACAGGGGAUUUAGGGGAAGUGCCCAUGGGAAUCGAUUCUCAGCUGUCUAAACCAGAGGAGCAUCUCACUCCAGGCGAUUUAGCAUUGACAACACCGAUAACUGAUAGUUUGGCCAGCACCAUGUCAGGGGCAACUAACUCGUCCCUGGUAACCGACUCAUCAUUGGUCACUGAUAUCAGUGAUCCUAAAACUCUGCCAGACAAAAAGCUGUUUAAUUCGGACUCUGAUUCAAGUGAUGAGGAGGAUUUAGGCCUUCUAGAAUUCCAUGAUUUGCAGCAGUCAAAUAAAAACAAUACACUGCUCACACCACACGAAUUAGAAAAUAUUCCAGAUGAGUGUUUAGAUUUGGAAGAAAGUUUAGCACCUUCUGUGGAUGAUAUUGUGAAAAAAAUGUGGUCAAGUGGUAAUAACAUUUCAGAACUUACUGGAUCAACAGGCGUUUCAUUACUGACAGACAACAGCAAAAUUAACAAUGUCGAUCUCGCUACUACAAGUUGUAGUUCACCUGCUCGUGAAAAUAUGGUGACCCAACAACCUGCAGUUUCUGUGAGUGGUGUGACUGCUUUGAGCACUGCCCCUGUUAUCACAUACAAUUCUACUCCAAGUGUGGUGCUACCAGGACCAGUGCUUUCUGUGUCACAGGCGGGAGCCAGUAAAGUGAAUGCUGGACUUACAAACUCAACGAGUUCGCUUCCAGCAAACUGUACUCUAGCCACAAUAUAUAUCUCCACUGACAAGGGAGCAAACUCUACUCAGAUCCGUGUGAAUACUGGUGGUGGUCAGCAGUUGUACCAGCUGAACACCGCGUCUUUGACAGGAGCACCACCCAUGGCUACUGUGGUACAGAAUCCAGUGCCACAACCUGUGACAACGCCAUCAAGCCAACAACAAGGUGAUAUGGUCACACCACCUGCAGAAUGCUUAACAGGUUAUUUAUUAUUACCAGUGGGUCAGUCUGACACCAAUGGGAUUUUAAUGUCUGUGCCGUUGGGGAGUGUGACGCAAGCGAAUGAGGAACAGGCUCUGGAGCCAUCUGAGAUUGUGCCAGGUCAGGCCUAUGACAGUACUAAGAAGAUCUGGCAAUGUCCAGAAGAUGGCUGUGGGAAAGCUUUCAGAAAACAGUCCAAGCUGAGAAUACAUCUGAUGAGACACACAGGGGAAAGGCCAUUCAAGUGUUCUCGUCCUGGUUGUGGUUGGGCGUUCACAACCGCUUAUAAAUUACGACGACAUGGAGAGUCUCACGAAGGACGGAAGGAUUAUGUGUGUGAUAUCGAUGGAUGUAUGCGGAAAUUUACAACAAUCUACAACCUGAACUCCCAUCGGCGUUUACAUGAACGUCCUUGUAACGAACUCUGUCCCGAGCCAGGAUGUGGUCAGCGCUUCCACACAAAACGAAAACUUGACCUGCACAUGAAAAAUCACGUGGGAGCAGAGAAAAAUUACAAGUGCCCAGUUGUAGGCUGUAACAAGGUGUUUUUCUCACCCAACUGUAUGGGUUCCCAUGCCCGAGUGCACCAGCAGGAGAGAGAAGAUCUGACGUGCAAGUUUGAAGGCUGUGGGAAGACAUUUGAGAAAUUGUGUCGGCUCAAGCAGCACAUGAGGUCCCACACUGGGGAGAAACCCUACCUGUGUACUUAUGAGGGAUGUGGCUGGGCAUUUACCACAGCGAGCAAAUUAACUCGGCACAUCAACAAGCAUACAGGAGAACGGAGAUGGGAGUGUCCAAUAGAGGGGUGUGGCAAAGCAUUCAUGAGGGCAGAGCAUCUCAAAGGUCAUGUGGUCACACACAGUGGUGCACGACCAUUCCUCUGCCCAGUGGAAGGGUGCAACUCAAGAUUUACAGCAAAGAGUAGUUUAUAUGUUCAUUUGAAAAAACAUGACCACUCGGGAGAAAAAAUUAUCUACUUCUGUCCGAUGGAAGGCUGUGAGAAAAAGUACGCUACCAAAUCCUGCUUGAGGAACCAUAUCACGAAGCAUUAUUCUUCCUCGGUGUCAGUAACAGACCACACUCACUUUGAUCUUGUCCCCUUGCUGGCUGGUGAUGACUUACCUGAGGGCUCAUUAGAUAACUUCCCCACCCCACAGAGUGACUCUGUCACAACACCUGUAUCAGCCGUGAACAUCAAUACAUCCAUACCCACAUCAUUAUUAGGCACGUCAGACCCGGUGUUAAUUAGCCCCAGCGAUUACAUAGCAACAGGUGUAGACCAGCCUGUGAUGACAGCCAGCUCCUUCCCCACUGACAGCCUCACACAACAGCUCAGCUCUAAUAUGGUUACACAGUUCAUAGUAGCCAAUGAUCUCCAGUCUCCAGGCGUGUUUCCCGGGGCCCUGCUGGGGGUUCCUCCUGCCACCAUGAUGGUGCCGGGCAGUCCUGUCACAGUCUGUACGAACUGCGCUGCACCUGCGUUGACCUGUACCUGCACUCAGAGUCCUGAAACCCCUACAGCACCCUCCACCAACAACAACAACAAACAUAAAGCCAAAAUCUCCAUUGGGAAAGGUGCUGCGUCACGGGUGACUCAGGAGAACACCAGUGGGUCAGCGAGGACGGAUUACCUUAGUAACCACAUGCUAAGUGACAGAGCCAAGAAAAGACGUCUGAUGCUGAAGGAUAAAAUAGACCUACCCACUUUACCAGUUCCUACAAGUAUGGUAGCAAACCGAAGCCUAGUAACACUCACUGAUAGUGCAAUGACCUCUUCAACUUCGACCUUUAGGACUUCUGAGGUCAUGAACUCUCAGGGUAUCACAUAUAGAGACCCUGACACAGGGACCACAUAUGUACAGACCCAGUUAUUGCAGGAUGACCCACCAAACCCAGAGCUUUACCCAGAUGAAACUUCCCUAACAUCAGAACUAGCUACACUCCAUGACACUCCCAGUACAGAUGUGAGCUCUGAAUUCACAGGAACGACCAUCAACCUUCAGGAUUUGGAGUGAGCUGUCAUCAGGAGUUAUCUGCUCUUGGAGACGCCUGGCGUAUCAAGACUACCAAAGAACUGUGUAUUAAUUAUUGUGUGUAAUAUCCAUUAAGUAAGAAGGUUAUGUGACACAUGAAUUGUUAGCAAAUGUAUGCGAAGAAGUGUUGAAAAUUGUUAUUCAUACUGACAAAUACUUUUGAAUAAAUAGGAUAAUCCGUGGACAGAACUGUCAAUUUUUAUGAAAGCUCAAGUAUUUA
Liolophura sinensis is the source of this 3703-nucleotide messenger RNA. Its product is annotated as zinc finger protein ZXDC-like. The transcript is spliced from 14 exons. NCBI's taxonomy places the organism in Eukaryota, Metazoa, Mollusca, Polyplacophora, Chitonida, Chitonidae. Gene Ontology annotation, biological process: regulation of transcription by RNA polymerase II. Gene Ontology annotation, molecular function: RNA polymerase II cis-regulatory region sequence-specific DNA binding; DNA-binding transcription factor activity, RNA polymerase II-specific. Bases 13 to 3465 code for a protein of 1150 amino acids. The record is from RefSeq and is a predicted model, not a curated record. Gene Ontology annotation, cellular component: PcG protein complex; chromatin; transcription regulator complex.